Messenger RNA from Schizosaccharomyces cryophilus OY26, 2126 nucleotides. Its product is annotated as DNA replication factor A subunit Ssb1. Gene Ontology annotation, biological process: DNA repair; DNA recombination; DNA replication. Gene Ontology annotation, cellular component: nucleus. The transcript has 2 exons. Lineage: Eukaryota; Fungi; Ascomycota; Schizosaccharomycetes; Schizosaccharomycetales; Schizosaccharomycetaceae. Bases 47 to 1900 code for a protein of 617 amino acids. The record is from RefSeq and is a predicted model, not a curated record. Gene Ontology annotation, molecular function: DNA binding.
CUUUCCUAAAACCAAACACUUAAACAAAAGCAAAACAAGUUGAAAAAUGGCCGAACGGCUUUCCGUUGGUUCACUGCGUGUUAUUAACACCUCAGAUUCUUCGUCUUUUCCCCCAAAUCCUGUCCUCCAGGUGUUAACGGUUAAAGAAUUAAAUUCGAACCCUACAUCUGGUGCUCCCAAGCGUUAUCGUGUGGUUCUUUCUGAUUCCAUCAAUUAUGCUCAGUCCAUGCUUAGUACUCAACUAAAUCAUUUGGUUGCCGAAAAUAAGCUUGCGAAGGGUGCUUUUGUGCAAUUAACUCAAUUUACGGUCAAUAUUAUGAAAGAAAGGAAAAUCUUAAUUGUUCUUGGCCUGAAUGUAUUAACUGAACUUGGUUUCAUGGAAAAGAUUGGAAACCCGGCCGGGUUAGAAACUGUAGAUACUCCGCGGCAACAGCAACAACCUCCAGUCAAUGGAGGCUCCAUGGACCAAUCUACUGCACCCGCUAACUAUCCUGCUAAUGCAGGUAGUUUCUACGGGAAUAACUCCCCCAGUACUGCUCCUGCUCCUCCGCCAAUGGUAAAGAGACCUUCUGGCCCCAAUUCUGGAAAUGGAUACAGCACAAUUAUCUAUCCCAUUGAAGGACUUUCUCCUUAUCAAAAUAAGUGGACCAUUCGAGCUCGUGUUACCAAUAAAUCUGAUAUAAAACACUGGCAUAACCAACGUGGUGAAGGAAAGCUUUUUAGUGUUAAUUUAUUAGAUGAAAGCGGAGAGAUUCGGGCUACUGGCUUCAACGAUCAGGUAGACGCUUUUUACGAUAUUUUACAUGAAGGGCAAGUUUACUACAUUAGCCGCUGUCGUGUUAACAUCGCCAAAAAACAAUUUACGAACGUUCAGAACGAGUAUGAGCUCAUGUUUGAACGUGAUACCGAAAUAAAGAAAGCUGAAGAUCAAUCGGCUGUUCCUAUCGCUAGGUUUAGCUUUGUUUCGUUACAAGAAGUUGGUAAUGUUGCAAAGGACGCUGUAAUCGAUGUUAUUGGUGUCUUACAAACUGUUGGUCCUGUUCAGCAAAUUACCAGUCGUGCUACUUCUCGAGGCUUUGAUAAGCGUGACAUUACUGUCGUUGAUCAAACUGGUUUUGAAAUGAGGAUUACUUUAUGGGGAAAACUUGCAAUUGAAUUUUCCGUUCCCGAGGAGAGUAUUUUGGCUUUUAAGGGCGUUAAAGUAAACGAUUUUCAAGGUCGAUCUUUAUCUAUGUUGACCAGCAGCACUAUGUCUAUUGAUCCUGAUAUCCAAGAGUCUCACGUAUUGAAGGGAUGGUAUGAUGGACAGGGUAGAGGUCAAAACUUUGCCAAACACAGCAGCAAUGCAUCAAUCAGCUCUGUAUCCGGACGAUCAGCAGAAAGGAAAAGCAUUGCGGAAGUUCAAGCUGAGCAUUUAGGCAUGUCUGAAACACCUGACUACUUCAGCUUGAAAGGUACUAUUGUUUAUAUUCGAAAAAAGAACGUAUCAUACCCUGCGUGCCCUGCACCGGACUGCAAUAAAAAAGUCUUUGAUCAAGGUGGUUCUUGGCGUUGUGAAAAAUGUAAUAAAGAAUAUGAUGCUCCUCAAUAUCGAUACAUUAUGACGAUUGCAGUUGGUGAUCAUACCGGACAACUUUGGCUGAAUGUUUUUGAUGAUGUUGGUAAAAUUAUAAUGCGCAAGUCAGCGGACGAACUUAACGAUUAUCAAGAAAAUGAUGAAAAUGCUUUUAUGAACUGUAUGGCUGAAGCGUGCUAUUUACCAUACAUCUUUCAAUGUCGUGCAAAGCAAGAUAACUUCAAAGGAGAGACUCGUGUUCGUUACACUGUCACUUCUUUAACUCAGAUGAACUGGCAAGAAGAAUCCAAGAGGUUGAUCGAUUAUAUCCAAGCUGCAAACUAAGCAUCAUCCAUAUAGCUACUCGCUGGUCGAGGAAAAUUUUGUGAAACCCAAAAAGGGAUUAUUAUUUGUGUAUGAGAGUUCAUCCUAGAUUUAUUAUAAAAAGCUUCUCUUUCUUUUUUUUAUUUAAUACAAUUUAGUUGCUAUCUAACUUAUUCAAUUCCUGUAUACCCUAUAUAUAAAAUGGAAAUACUUACAGACUAAAAUGAGGCUUAAUCGUUCACCAAAG